AGUGUGCUGUACCCUAUUAUGGCUUGGAAUGUGACCAUGUUUGCAGCAAGAGUUGCUAUAAUAGAUUUUGUUACUUGGACGGCACAUGUCGUGCCUGCUAUCCCGGGUGGAAAGGCGAGCUUUGUGAAGAAGAAGACGCUGAUGCUUUCUAUGAGGUCAAAGGAAUUAUCAUACAAAAACCCUUCCCUCAGCCACCAGUGUACCCACCACCCAAAGAACCUAGCGACAACAGCACCAUCCUAGGUUUGACUAUACUCCUCAUAGGGAUGAUGAUUAACGUGUUUAUCGUUGCACUCACCUGCUACUUAAAACCUGUGGAAAUAGUGGAUACCUUAGAUUCGAAUCAAGUUAAAGACUACAUUGCCAAGAGAGCGAGUCGACGGCUGAAGGGAAUUGAUGAUGUUGACGAUACCGAAGAUAAUGACAACGAUGAUGACGGAAGUGAUUCAGAUGAGGAGGAUGAUGAAAAUGUCGAUGACAAUAAGAAUGAUGAUGAUUCAAGUACUAGUACUGAUGACACUUCUGCUAACACUGAAGAAACUGAAGCUACCGAGGAGAGCAACGACAGUGAAGAUACCGAAGAAUCAAAAUCAGAAGUUUAAUUAUGACAGCCAUUAGAGCAGGCUUCAACAUGUGUUAAAUAUCUCAUUUAGAUACUUUUAGUCUUAAAAACUGUAUUCAAUUUAUAAACUGUUUUUAAAAUGGUGUAUUUUUUUUGGAGAUAAUUAACUUAAUAUAUUUAAUAUUAGACGAUGAAGUGUUAGAUAAUCUGUAAGAUUUAAAAUGACCUUGAUUGUAUAGAUAUUUUUAUAAUAUCACAUAAUGUCGCCGCUUGUGAAAGAGUUUCGGCCGCUAGUGACACGUUUAAGGAAAAAACAACUUGCAGUUUAAUCAAAAUACAGAGAUAUAGGUUUUCACUAAAUGUGUGUUUAUUAUAAAAGACUAGCUAAAAACUCACAUAUUCAACAUUUAUUUUUACUGCUUGCCUCUAAAAUAUGCAUUCUCAUGUUUUUUUAUUGUUUUAUUUUGUGUUUAUUUAUUUAUGGUAUGAUGAACAAAGCUAUUCAGUUUAAAGUAUUAUUUUUAAAAGAUCACUUUAAAUGAAUAACUAAUAAUGUUGUUUUGCUGCAUUAUUACUAGAAUAUUUUUUCAUUCAUUUUUUUAAAAGAUAUUUUUUAUCCAUUUGUUAUAAAAACAAAAUUGACUCUUUUUUUAUUCAUUAAUUUCAUAAAAAGUUCCUUUUUUUGUUAUAAAUGUAUAUAAACAGUGUUAACUUUACAUGCCUUAACCGUCACUGAUAAUGAUGUUGCUUUGAAACAACUUGCGUUUAUAUGCAUGGUUUUGAGCGUUCAGUAGAAAAAAAGUCUUAUUUAUUUACAAAAUAACAUGUUUACUACUAGAUUAACACUAGAAAAUAAUAUGUUUACUCACAAUGAUGGCUAACUAUCAUGUAUUGUUAAUUUUUAAAUUCUUCAUUCUAUAUUUGUUAUAUUAAAAAAGCUCUUCCGUUCUUAUUAAUCAUCUGGUUGUUUCAAAAUUUACACUAUAUAUUGAAUAGGUCUAGAUACUUUAUUAUUUAAUUUGUACUUAAAGAAAAUAUAGCUUAAAUUAAAAAGGUGUCAGUUUGCACAUUGUUUUAAUUAAUGUAUACCCGAUGUUCUUCACCUAUAUAUAUCAAUAGUAAAAUGAAUCCCCAAUGAAUAAAUGAGUUUUACUAAUCUGCGCAUACUAUGCUAGAGCUGUAAGUAAAUAAGAAGAGAACGUUUCAUGUAUGUCUGUUUUACUGAAAUGGAUCUUGCUCGCAUUCAGUAACUAAGAUGUGCAUCUAAAACUACUUUAAUUUGUUUAAUUAGUACAACCUGUUUUUGUUUCUAUUUUGAUUAGAUUUCGUAUUUAAGGUACGGUAGUUUUGGUUGAUUUGUUUUUGUUGGGAGAAAUUUUAAUACAUUCAAUGUUCACUCGUUUUUAUUCAAGGAUACUAAGUUUUUAAUUUAAGUUGAUAAUAUUUUUAAGAGUGUUGAUUGUGUGCCUGUAUUUGGAU
Molecule: messenger RNA, 2041 nt
Organism: Physella acuta
Lineage: Eukaryota; Metazoa; Mollusca; Gastropoda; Physidae
Source: RefSeq, a predicted model, not a curated record